GGUGUUUCUCCGCCGCUUCACCAGUCUCUCCCUCCCCCGCGUAGCGCUUCCACCAUGACCGAAGAUCCUCGAGCUCGCCUCCCCUCUAAAAUGCGCCGAAACCCUAACAGCCCCACUCUACGACGACGACGAGGACGACGAACCCUACGAAGACGAAGAGGCGAUCAUCUCCGGAUCGAUGAGAUCGCCUGGCGGAAACCCUACCACCGCCGCCACCACCACCACCAUCAGGGGGCCGCGGGCGUCGAAGGUGGCGGCUGCAGUGGCGGGGCCGCCGCCGCAGCUGACUCCGGCGAGGCGGAAGGGCGCCGCGGCGGCGACGGCGGCGGUGAGGGAGUGGCUGGUGGUGAAGGCGGACGGGAGGUCGCAACACGAGGAGGUGGGGAAGCAGCCGAUCAUGCGGCGCACGGGGCUGCAGCCGCGGGAUCUUAGGGUUUUGGAUCCUUUGCUUUCGUACCCUUCGACGAUUUUGGGGAGGGAGAGGGCGAUUGUCAUCAACCUCGAGCACGUCAAGGCCAUCAUCACCUCCUCCGAGGUGCUCAUAUCGAACGCCAUGGAUCCGUUGAUCGAGCCCUUGGUUCAGGAUCUAAGGGCGCGGUUAACGCUUUCCGAGCGCUCGCCGGAGCAGGGAAGCCCAAAGCUCAUGAUGGAUCUGCCAAGAAGUGGAAGUACGAAGGUCUUACCUUUUGAAUUCAGAGCACUCGAAGUUUGUCUUGAAUCUGCAUGCAAGAGCCUUGAGUGGGAGACUUCUGCGCUGGAGAAAGAAGCAUAUCCUGCUUUAGAUGAGUUGACUACUAAAGUCAGCACACUUAAUCUUGAAAAUGUAAGGCAAUUGAAGAGCCGUUUAGUGGCAAUAACAGGACGUGUCCAAAAGGUACGGGAUGACGUUGAACAUUUAUUGGAUGAUGACAUACACAUGGCUGCAAUGUACUUAACAGAGAAGCUUCUUCAUCGAGAAGCUGGUGGGUUGUCAUCAAGAUUUGACUUGGAUAAGGACCCAAUCAAACUUUGUGAAGAAAGGGAUGAAGAUGAACAUGAUGAUGAUGACAAAGAUUGGACUGAUGGUGAUAAUGAAAGCUUAAGUGGCUUUAAGCCUAACAUCCAUGAGCUCGAAAUGUUGUUAGAGGCUUAUUUUGUGCAGACAGAUGGGAUCUUAAACAAGCUAUCUACCCUGAGAGAGUACGUUGAUGACACUGAGGACUACAUCAACAUCAUGCUCGAUGACAAGCAGAACCAGUUGCUACAGAUGGGCAUCGUGCUCACCACUGCGACAUUAGUCGCCACCACCGGUAUUAUAGUCACUGGCUUUCUCAGUAUAAACGUUCACAUCCCACUCUACAAUUCUCCCUAUAUAAAGUUCUGGGAAACAGUGAUAGGUCUUACUGUAGUCGGCAUUAUUCUAUAUAUUAUAGUCCAUAUUUGGUACAAAAAGAGUGGCCUGCUCCAGUGAUAAAGCUUUGAUUGUAGUAACGAACUGUAUCGUAAGAACAACUUGAAGGCUGGAAGUAAGAUAUGCCAUGUACAAUUAGUUUGGAGUUAAGAUGUAAAACUUAGCUGUUAUUAUUUGGAUUAAGGAUUGGAUAGCUAGCAAUCUAUUGUUGGUCCGCAUCUGAUCAUGUACUAGGUGCUCUACAUGAUGUUAUUGGUGUAUCAGAAACAUCCUAUUACAGUACUGUAAAUUUUAAUAUAGCAUUUCCAGAGUCUCAACGUUUGACAAAGGGCAA
This is a messenger RNA of Ananas comosus (pineapple), 1724 nucleotides long. Its product is annotated as magnesium transporter MRS2-F-like. The record is from RefSeq and is a predicted model, not a curated record. Gene Ontology annotation, molecular function: magnesium ion transmembrane transporter activity. Bases 179 to 1450 code for a protein of 423 amino acids. Lineage: Eukaryota; Viridiplantae; Streptophyta; Magnoliopsida; Poales; Bromeliaceae. The transcript has 6 exons. Gene Ontology annotation, biological process: magnesium ion transport.